Messenger RNA from Amaranthus tricolor (Joseph's coat), 1850 nucleotides. RefSeq lists its product as uncharacterized. Gene Ontology annotation, cellular component: endosome; lytic vacuole. The record is from RefSeq and is a predicted model, not a curated record. Gene Ontology annotation, biological process: SNARE complex assembly. The transcript has 13 exons. Gene Ontology annotation, molecular function: SNARE binding. Bases 116 to 1552 code for a protein of 478 amino acids. Lineage: Eukaryota; Viridiplantae; Streptophyta; Magnoliopsida; Caryophyllales; Amaranthaceae.
AGGCUGGAGAGUCUAACGAGGGCUCUCAUAAUGAUCCUCCAUUAAUUCGAACUUCAAAACCCCUUUACAAUUGUGAUCACCUCUUUUACCUUCCUCUUUGUAGGAUAAACGGUUUAUGAUGACUAAUCGUAAAUCCAGUUGCUGCGGGAUUUGCGAGACGUCAAAUCUCGCUUCAAUUUGCACUGUUUGUGUUAAUUACAGAUUGACUGAGUAUUAUACCUUGCUGAAAUCUUUACGAUGUCGGCGUGAUCAUCUUUACUCGAGGCUAACCCACAAAUUGGUUGCCAAGGGAAAGGCUGAUGAACAACUUAAUUGGAAGAUCGUUCAAAUGGAGAAGAUUGGAAGGCUGAAUGAGAAACUUCUCAAAGCAAGAGAACAACUUCUGCAUGGGAAGUCAAAAUUGGAAAAAGCUUCUAGCGAUCUCAAAGUGACAUAUGGAUUGCUCGAGUUUUCUCAAAACAUGUUAGAGAAACAUCGGGUUGAGCAGCUGGAGAAAUCUUAUCCUAAUUGGAUCUGCACUCAGAGUUUAGGUUAUAUGGCGAUAACCUCAGAGCGUUUACAUAAACAAUCAGUUGUUAUAAAACAAAUCUGCAAAUUGUUUCCUCAGCGUCUGGUGAAGAUGGAUAAUGAAAAGAAGGAUGGAUUCAAUGGUCAAUAUGAUGUAAUCUGUAACGCUCGGUUACCACGAGGUUUAAAUCCUCAUUCUGUUCCAGCAGAGGAGCUGGCAGCGUCUUUGGGGUAUAUGGUUCAACUGCUGAAUCUGGUGGUUCAGAGCCUAUGUCUUCCAGUUCUUCAUAACUCUGGUUUUGCUGGCUCUUGUUCUCGAAUAUGGCAACGGGAUUCUUAUUGGAAUGCUCGUCCAUCCUCUCGAAGCAAUGAGUAUCCCCUUUUCAUUCCCAGACAGAACUGUUGCUCUGUUGGCGGAGAAAACUCAUGGUCUGAGAAAUCUGGCCAUUUUGGAGUUGCAUCAGUAGAAUCUGAUAGGAAACCAAAACUGCAGUCUUCCGGAAGUAUUAGUUUUAAUUAUUCUUGUGCAUUACCGCAUUCAAUGGAAACCCACAAUGACUUGCAGAAAGGGAUUGCUCUUCUUAAGAAAAGUGUGGCUUGUGCAACGGCGUAUUGUUACAACUCUCUGUGCCUGGAUGUGCCCUCAGAUUCUUCUACUUUUGAAGCAUUUGCAAAAUUGCUUGCUACUCUUUCUUCGUCCAAGGAAGUUCGAUCUGUUCUGUCCUUGAAAAUGGCUUGUUCUAGAUCCUGUAAACAAGUUCAGCAACUCAACAAAUCUGUUUGGAAUGUGAAUUCAAUGAUUGAUUCAAGCACAAUGUUGGAAAGUGCACAUGCUCAACCUUUAAUGCUAAGUAUGUAUGAUAGAAAUCUCCCAAGUUCUGCUCCCAGUUUUUUAUAUACCACUAGCAAAGCUGAUGCUAGGAAGAAUGAGAACCUCUUUGAUGGAUGGGACUUGGUUGAGCAUCCAAAAUUGCCGCCACCAUCUGAAACUGAAGAUAUUGAACACUGGACUCGAGCCAUGUUUACGGAUGCCACAAAAAAGUAAUUGAUGCUAUCUUCCAGCAAGUUUCUCUAUAACAACAGGAUCUCAGAUGAUGCUCAAGUUUGUAAAUGGUAAAUAUGAUGGGUUCAAGUAGUGGCAUUUGAAUGGAUUUGAUUUCACCCCGUUAUUGACGGUAAAUAUGCAUUUCCGGUUCAUCUAGCCCAUGUAAAUGCUGAAAUAUAUUUACUGUAAAUAUGCAUUUUCCGGUUUACUUUAGACUAUCCAAAUUAUUUAUUUUUGUUUAUUCAUAUUUUUUUCGGAUAUUUCAUGAUAUACCACUGAGUUUCUUCGAAAUUCACCA